This is a messenger RNA of Nematolebias whitei (Rio pearlfish), 4199 nucleotides long. RefSeq names its product ubiquitin specific peptidase 42 (gene usp42). The transcript is spliced from 18 exons. Gene Ontology annotation, cellular component: cytosol; nucleus. Gene Ontology annotation, biological process: protein deubiquitination; regulation of apoptotic process. The record is from RefSeq and is a predicted model, not a curated record. Lineage: Eukaryota; Metazoa; Chordata; Actinopteri; Cyprinodontiformes; Rivulidae. Gene Ontology annotation, molecular function: cysteine-type deubiquitinase activity; cysteine-type endopeptidase activity. Bases 78 to 3614 code for a protein of 1178 amino acids.
AGCGGACACCCGCAGGAAACAAGAAAUGGAUUUAAUACCGCUAUUAACGUAUUGAUAACAGACUCCAGCCAUGAACAAUGACCAUAGUUGACAAGUUGUCAGAGAAGUCCGACCACGAGUCAGUCGGAUUUAACCGCUCCUCCUUCUCAAGUGGAGACGUGGGGAUGGACGGCAGCUGUUCCAGCAGCUGGGCAGUGGGUCCCACCAUGCCCAGUGACUCUCCAAGGCUCAAGUCUCCAGGAGGCUGCAUGGGUCCGACCCCUGGUGCUGCUGUCUACAACAGCACACCCUCCUCUAUGGACCGGCCCAAGGACCAAGUUAUAAGCAGUGGGGAUGGAAUCGAGUUGCCCCAGAAGGUCCUGUUCCCUCCGGAGCGGCUCAGCCUAAAGUGGACCCAGGUCCACCGUGCGGGUGCCGGCCUGCAGAACAUGGGGAACACGUGCUUCCUCAACUCAGCCCUACAGUGUCUCACCUACACGCCACCGUUAGCCAACUACAUGCUGUCAAGGGAGCACUCUAAAACAUGUCACGAGCCGGGUUUCUGUAUGAUGUGCACCAUGCAAAACCACGUCAUUCAGGUUUUUGCCAACUCUGGGAAUGUCAUUAAGCCCAUCGGUGUACUCAAUGAGCUUAAAAGGAUUGCAAAGCACUUCCGCUAUGGAAGUCAGGAGGAUGCACAUGAGUUCCUUCGGUACACGGUGGACGCUAUGCAAAAGUCCUGCCUACCUGGAACUAAGUUGGACAGACAAACGCAGGCAACCACCUUCAUCCAUCAAGUAUUUGGUGGGUAUCUUCGGUCCAGAGUGAAAUGUUUAAACUGUAAAUCAGUCUCAGAUACAUUUGAUCCUUUUCUGGAUAUCACUCUGGAAAUUAAGACAGCUCCUAGUGUCUCUAAAGCUCUGGAGCAGUUUGUAAAAGCAGAACAGCUGGAUGGUGAAAAUGCCUACAAGUGCACCAAGUGCAAAAAGAUGGUCACAGCCUCAAAGAGGUUCACAAUUCACCGCAGCCCCAACGUGCUCACCCUCUCACUAAAACGAUUUGCAAACUUCACCGGAGGAAAAAUCACCAAGGAUGUUAAAUAUUCAGAAUACCUUGACCUGCGGCCCUUCAUGUCUCAGUGUCAAGGAGAAGCCCAGAUCUACGGACUGUAUGCUGUUCUGGUCCACUCUGGAUUCAGCUGCCAUGCUGGACACUACUUCUGCUAUAUUAAGGCUAGCAACGGUCAGUGGUAUCAGAUGAACGACUCCUCUGUGUCUGUGAGCGACAUCCGCUCUGUCCUCAACCAACAGGCUUAUGUUCUUUUCUACAUCAAAUCAUCUGAUGUGAAGAAAACUGGGAACUACAACAACUUCAGUCAUAACAACCCCGGCAUCUCCGGUCAGUCGUCUCCACGGCCUGUGGUGACGCCGCGCAUCCACACCACCUCCAACCACAACAGUACUGGCUUCAUAGGUCCACAGUUACCUCCACAUAUGACCAAGAGCGCUCCACACGUUAAUGGGAAUGGAUCUCUGAAGGACUUCCCCACCAGUUCCAAAGCCAGCACCAGCAGCAGCGCAGCUGGAAAACCUGGCAACGGACCGGCUUCUUCCUCCAUCUCUCACUCGAUCAGCCGACCCACGAUGAUCCCGGACCAAGACAAACGACAAAAGCUUUCAUUUUUCAUCGGACAAGGCAAACAGAACCGACCAGCGUCUUCGUCCUCCUACAGCCAGCCGUCCUCUGCGAGCAGCUCCUCCUCUUCCUCACAGUCUACCUCAGAUGCUCACUCCGUUCCACAUGUUAACGGCACAUCUUGCAGUAAUGGGGAUCAUGCUGCAGGGAACGGAACGUCUUUCCUGGUACCGUACAGCCAGGAGUCUUCUGAAGAAUCGGAUCAGGAAAACGGUGGCUCUCUAGAUAACGGCUGCUUGUCCAAGUCUCAGACUAAAGAAAAUAAUGUCCCGGCAGAUGUCUGUGCUGGUUCUCCUCAAAACACAAACGGUGAACCAGAAGUGCACCAAAAUGGUAAUAAAUUAAACGGACCAACCUGCGGAGACUCUAAAUCCACCCCGAACGGACAUGAACACCAUAAAGUGAAUCGACACAGCACUCCUGAGAAGGUUUCUACCAGUAAUCACAGCAGCUCGUCCUCUGGGAUUGCUGUUGCUAACGGACUCGGCGCUGGUCAUUGUCAGCCAAGCAAAGAGACGCCGCAGUCUGCCUCAUCCCAAGCCAGUUCCUCUCAGCACUUUCAUUCUGCUGCCAGUGAAAGUGAGCACUUCCCUGCAGACACAAGGGCUAAAACGCUGUCUGAACCCCUGCCUCGUCACACCUCAUCCACUGUUAGCACUCCACCGUCAGCUUUGACCACAGACACCCACUCUGCUGCACUGAAAGAGUCUGCUCUCCCAGAGCGUCCUGGUACCCUCACGGCCUUAUCCUCGGAGCCAGACAGCUGCCAAAGUGCCAGCGGAGUAGCUGCUCCUCAGAAGGUUAGCAAAAAUGACGAUGAAGCCAAGAAUUCCUUACAGACCAAUGGUCCAUCAGCAGGAACUGAAGGACAACUGGAAUACAAGUGUCAGUUCCAGUCCAAACCCAGUCCUAGAAGGAAUGAACAGCAGUCCUCUCCAGACAGGGAGAGAGACCGACUGUGCUCUGACUACAGCAGACACAGAGAGAGACACUACAGGGACAGGAGUCCAACACAAGACGGCCACAGUGACCGCUAUCGCUACAGACGAGACCACAGAGAUCACCAUCGCUCCUUCAGGGAUCGUUUGCCUCCUCCCCAACGUAAAUACAGGGACUGGGAGUUCGAUCGUCAUCGGCAGCGAGCUGUCCCGCACUACUGGGACCACGACCGCCACAGGCGCUCCUACUAUUCCAGCCACCAACGGUUUGAUGGGGGCCACGAGCGGAGGGGACACCCCCACCGUGACGAGUCUCACAGUGGUUGGAGGUGGCAGCAGGACAGUCGAGGGUCACGGACAGUGACGGACAGAAGGAGCGCCUGGGAGAAAGACUGUUACCGCUCCAAAGAGAGGAGUUCUUCCCCUGCUGCACUUCUAGAAACCAACAAGUCCAAGCUGUCACCUCCCCGAGCGCGCCCCUCCAAUACCGACUCUUCUUUUAGGAAGUCUGAUCAGAGUGCUGCGGAGCACGUGAAGAGAGAGAGAGAGGACAGCUCUGAGGCGUCCCGCUGUAAAAAACAUAAAAAGAGCAAGAAAAAGAAGAAGUCUAAAGAUAAAGACCGGCACCACGAGAGCAGCUCAGACGUGGACUCGGACAGAGCCACGGAGACACGGAGGAAGAAGAAAAAGAAGAGGAGGCGCAGGGACAGUGAUUCAGAGCAGCGGAGUCCAGAUGCAGCUCGGGGCCACAACCGAAGCAGCGAAGAACGGGAGAGCCGUAAACGUCGUCACUCCGUCACCAAGGACUCUAAACACGAUGGCGGAUCGCCGCCGGAAAAGCGACGUCGAACGGACUACGCUGAUGGCAGCAGGGACCAGUUACUCCCCCCACAUCACAACCCCACUUCAAGCGAUUCAACACACGCCCAUCUCAACGGAUACACAGGAAACGGUUCCAGUCAAACCAACAACUCCUCCAGCAGCUCCAGACACCGACUCUGAACCGUUGGACAACAGCAGAGGAACAAUAUCAAGAACUUUCUGAAGUGGUGCUUCUUCACUGGGAUUCUACAUUUUUACCAGAACAAGUGUUUUAAAUGUGCAACAGUUUGUUUUAUUUUAACCAGUGUUGAUUUCCUACCUUGAAACUCACCCAGUUAAAAACAAGUCACCAGUUUUACGCUGAAAAUAAUUAAUAUAUUCUUGUUUGGACCCAAACAAAAGCCCGGAGCUCAGACCUCUCAGCUGCUGCUCGGUGGAACUCAGGACUCGUGAACAUCCCUUGCUCAUCCAUCUGCUUCAACGACAACAAGGGAGAAUGUUUUACCAAGAAGAACUGCAAUACGUCGUGUUGAGCGAACGGUGAAGAUGUCGCCACAUCUGCACAGCUGCGAUGUUUUUAUUGUUGCCGAACCCGCUGUGCGCUCACACUAAGAGAGGAGAUGUUUAUGAACGAGGCAGACGAGCGCAGCGGGGCCAACUCAUACCUCCACAUUAACCCUGGACACACUUGAGAACAUUUCUCAGAUUUUUAUUUUUAAAGCAUCUAUCCUUUUUUUUUUACCCUCUGAAGCUUAAGGUUUACUU